AAAAGGCCGACUCGCAGAGAUUGGCGCUUGUUCGAUUUUCCUCAGUUCUGUUCGGCGAACGCAGCGCGAUAGGUCGUUUCUCGCGCGAAUGCCUCGCUCGUAUGUAAAUAUCGCGACGUCGUUUUCCUGGAUAAACGUCGAUCGCUAUCGAACUGUUACAGGACUGACCAGCUCCCUCAUUACCGGAAGUCAUUAUCGCGCAUACCAAGAAGCGCAGUAUGAGAGCUCGAAUAGUUUUAUUAGGAAUUUUGUUCAUCUGCACGAGCAUUCGAUAUGCAGAUAGCAGAUCAAAGAAAACGACGCAGCUGUCAUUGCAGAGCAAAGAAACUAACGUGGUAAAUUUUAUGCGGCUAUUGGUGAUGAGAUUGGUCUUUGGAGUAGCCUCGGCGAUGGGGUUAGGUGAAAAUCUCUCGGGUGUACUCGGUGGAAUUUUCGUGCCGCCCGGAGCUGAAGAAUACAAUGAGGACUACGGAGAUGAUGAUUUAAUUGUACCUGAUAUUUUCUAGUAGAUAUUUUUCAUAGCCCGAUCGCGUAUCUUCGACAGUGUUCGACCCCACGCGCGCGCACGCGCGUGCGACUCUG
This is a messenger RNA of Trachymyrmex septentrionalis, 582 nucleotides long. RefSeq lists its product as uncharacterized. The transcript is spliced from 2 exons. The coding region runs from base 219 to 506 and encodes 95 amino acids. NCBI's taxonomy places the organism in Eukaryota, Metazoa, Arthropoda, Insecta, Hymenoptera, Formicidae. The record is from RefSeq and is a predicted model, not a curated record.